Molecule: messenger RNA, 673 nt
Organism: Puntigrus tetrazona (Sumatra barb)
Lineage: Eukaryota; Metazoa; Chordata; Actinopteri; Cypriniformes; Cyprinidae
Gene: gemin6
Product: gem (nuclear organelle) associated protein 6
Exons: 2
Coding region: 151-639 (162 amino acids)
Biological process (GO): spliceosomal complex assembly; spliceosomal snRNP assembly
Cellular component (GO): nucleus; SMN complex
Source: RefSeq, a predicted model, not a curated record
GAGGCAGCCAGCCAAUCACACGCGCGUUUGCGGCAGUGACGUCACGCGCCCCCAGAGUUCGCAGCGCCGUUUUUUUUGAGGAGAAGUUUAGAGAGAAGAUGAAGUCUUCUGCUUGAUUCCCGCUGAUUGAGUGCUCGGGUUUUCUUCGCGAUGCAGCAGUGGAGCUCCAGGAGUCUUCGGCACUGGCACGAGUUCGUCAACCAGGAGGUUUGUGUCACGACUCGAGACCGGCAGCGCUUCGAGGGACGCGUGUUCACGGUGGACCCCGUCUCUGCCAGCGUGGUUCUGCUGAGCGUCCAGGAGGGCGAGCGUCCGGCGGUGAGGGUCGUUCUGGGUCACGCGGUGACCGAUGUCCAGACGCUCGGGACGGGAUCGGAGGAAAGCGAGCGUCAGAUGAAGAGCGUCUUCCUGCCGGAGCGAGCGCAGGUCCUGAGCGAGGACGAGCUGAAGGCCCGGCGGGAGAGUCUGCGUCUGUGGCUGGAGAAGAACCGCGUGCCGGUGAGCGAGGACGGGGAGGUCCUGCGUGUGGCCGGCGCUCUGACCAUCAGCGCCCCCUACAGACCCGGAGACUGCAGCAGCUCCAACGAGAUCAUCCUGGCUCGGGUUCAGAGUCUGGUCCAGAAACACCAAGCCGUUUGAUUCACUGCGUGUUACAAUAAAAGAAUGCAUGAAC